GUGGCGAUAUUGAGUACUUGGCUUAGCAAAACGUUUAAUAAACUGCUGCUAUCGCUUCAUUGUGAUGCCAGUGUACGCUCGUAUCCGUAUUGUGUCGAAGUGAGUUUGAGUGAAGAUCAAUAUACAGUUUCAUUGAGUUUAAGACAAGAUGUCAAACGAAGCAGUGCCAAAAGGCGAAGCAUUAUUAGUGAAGCAAGCGCGAGAGAAGUAUAUAGCGACGUAUGGCCGACAGCCUACAGUUGCGGCGUGCGCGCCUGGCCGCGUGAAUCUCAUCGGAGAGCACAUUGACUACUGCGAAGGAUUCGUUCUGCCGAUGGCUAUUCCAUUCCUGACUGUGGUGGUCGGAGGUUAUAACAAUACGGACGAGUGCCGUUUACUGUCAGUGCUUGGUACGGGUGAAGAGCUUCAGACAAAGUUCCCGUCGACAAAAAAAUCACCCUUAAAACCAGAACAACCUGGCUGGUCCAACUAUGUGAAAGGCGUAGUCGCAAAUUUCCCUGAUGUGGUGGAUGGUUUCGACGCUGUCAUAGUGUCUGAUGUUCCCAUGGGAGCGGGCUUAUCCAGUAGCGCUUCUAUUGAAGUUGCUAUAUUUACAUUCCUUGAGGGACUUACUGGAGUGACAGUUGGGCUGGUUGAAAAAGCUAAGCUGUGUCAAAAGGCCGAACACGAAUUUCCUGGAAUGCCAUGCGGAAUAAUGGAUCAAUACAUCGUGACAAUGGGCAAAAGGGAGCACGCCUUACUUAUUGACUGCAGAUCAUUAGAAGCAGAGCAAGUGCCUCUGGAGACUGAUGAUGUGGCUCUGCUAGUAAUCAACUCAAACGUGAAGCAUCAACUGACAGGCAGCGAGUAUCCACAACGACGAGCCCAGUGUCAAGAGGCAGCUGAUAAGCUAGGCUUGCCUUCACUACGAGGAGCCAAACGAGAUGACAUUGAAGUACUAAAACGGCUUGGAUGUGACGAGCUGGUAAUUAAACGAGCCCAACACGUCAUCGAGGAAAUAAGCAGGACGGAAGAAGUGGGAAAGAUUCUUGGCAAAAAGGACUUUAAAAGAACUGGCGAGUUAUUCUACCAAUCGCACGACUCCCUAAGCAAGUUAAUGGAGGUGUCGUGUCCCGAACUGGAUCAGUUGGUCAACAUCCUGAGAGGAGCUACUGGCGUGUAUGGCGCGAGGAUGACUGGCGGUGGCUUCGGGGGAUGCGCUAUUGCUCUGGUACAAAAAAGUGAGGUUGGAAAUCUGAAAAAUCUUAUAUUAUCGCAGUACAAAAAUCCAACAUUCUUCGUUUGUCAGCCGACCGACGGUGCCCGUUUGAUAAAAGUUUAAUAAAAUAUCCCUUUUAUAUUGUUUAA
Manduca sexta (tobacco hornworm) is the source of this 1347-nucleotide messenger RNA. Its product is annotated as galactokinase. The record is from RefSeq and is a predicted model, not a curated record. NCBI's taxonomy places the organism in Eukaryota, Metazoa, Arthropoda, Insecta, Lepidoptera, Sphingidae. Gene Ontology annotation, biological process: galactose metabolic process; carbohydrate phosphorylation. Bases 149 to 1321 code for a protein of 390 amino acids. Gene Ontology annotation, cellular component: cytosol; cytoplasm. The transcript has 9 exons. Gene Ontology annotation, molecular function: ATP binding; galactokinase activity.